AUGAAGAUCACCGCUCUGAUUACUCUCGCUCUUACGGCCGUUGUUGCGGCUUCUCCUGUCGCUGAACCGGAACUUGUCGAACGUUCCUGCCAGAGCAACUGUGCCUCCCUGGCGUCGAGCUCCUGCUCCAAGUCUUGCGCUUCAAGCCCUAGCUGCUAUACUGCCUGCUACAGCGCCAAGUACGCUGCUUGUGUCCGCGACUACUGCUAG
This is a messenger RNA of Aspergillus thermomutatus, 210 nucleotides long. RefSeq lists its product as uncharacterized. NCBI's taxonomy places the organism in Eukaryota, Fungi, Ascomycota, Eurotiomycetes, Eurotiales, Aspergillaceae. The coding region runs from base 1 to 210 and encodes 69 amino acids. The transcript has 2 exons. The record is from RefSeq and is a predicted model, not a curated record.